This is a messenger RNA of Oncorhynchus nerka (sockeye salmon), 989 nucleotides long. Its product is annotated as B9 domain-containing protein 1-like. Lineage: Eukaryota; Metazoa; Chordata; Actinopteri; Salmoniformes; Salmonidae. The coding region runs from base 174 to 989 and encodes 271 amino acids. Gene Ontology annotation, cellular component: MKS complex. Gene Ontology annotation, biological process: cilium assembly. The transcript has 51 exons. The record is from RefSeq and is a predicted model, not a curated record.
CGUCCUAGCAACGGGGCGGAAGGAACCUUCAUUUAACAACAAGCUACUUAUCUCCCACAACACAAAACAACAAUACGUUACCGCUUAUACAGUCUUAAAUUAUAAUAUUUAUGUUUGUUCACUAUAUACUUUUUAAAAACAAUCCAUAUUCUCAAGUUAUCGUGUGAAGCGGGAUGGCUAUCAACAACCCAUCGGUGUUUCUGUUGAUGAUAAACGGACAGAUAGAAGGGGCGAAUUUUCCAGAGUAUGAUGACCUGUACUGUAAAUACUGCUUCGUCUACGGACACGACUGGGCUCCCACCUCGGGUCUAGAGGAGGGUAUAUCUCAGAUUACGUCGAAAGGCAGAGACUCUCCUCAGAGAAUGAUCUGGAAUUUUCCUCUGGAGAUCACCUUUAAGAGCACCAACCCAUUAGGCUGGCCUCAGAUCGUGGUAAGCGUCUACGGUCCUGAUACGUUUGGUAACGAUGUGGUCAGAGGAUACGGAGCAACACACAUCCCCUUCACUCCUGGACAACACACCAGAACCAUCCCAAUGUUUGUUCCUGAAUCCACAUCAAGACUACAGAAAUUCACAAGUUACAUUACAGUAGAAGAAGAAGUAGAAGAAGAAGAAGAAGUAGAAGUAGAAGAAGAAGAAGAAGUAGAAGAAGAAGUAGAAGUAGAAGUAGAAGAAGAAGUAGAAGUAGAAGUAGAAGAAGAAGAAGAAGUAGAAGUUACAGAAGAAGGUGAGAGGGGACGACCAGAAACCCCAAAAUGUACCGUGUUUCAUGAACAAGGUGUUGUGUACGUCUCCUCCUCAGUUACAGAAGAAGAAACCCAAGAAGUAGAAGAAGAAGUAGAAGUUACAGUAGAAGUAGAAGUAGAAGUAGAAGUUACAGUAGAAGAAGAAGUAGAAGAAGAAGUAGAAGAAGAAGUAGAAGUAGAAGUUACAGUAGAAGAAGAAGUUACAGUAGAAGAAGAAGUAGAAGUAGAAGCCGCACAUCAGUAA